This is a messenger RNA of Prorocentrum cordatum, 495 nucleotides long. NCBI's taxonomy places the organism in Eukaryota, Dinophyceae, Prorocentrales, Prorocentraceae. The record is from the annotation of a GenBank genome assembly.
AUGCAGAGACGGGUGCCGUUCCCCUUGGUGUACGCCCUGCUCGUGGGCAUCGCCAUUGGGCUGGCAGUGGCGCGGGCGCAGAUGCGCGGCAGCAGCGGCACUUGCAGCAACGAUGAUGUGUGUCGUUCGUGGUACGCGUCGCCGUUUUGCCGGGUGUACCGGUACGCGGAAGCUGUGAAACUUCUGGCAUGGGAUGAGAGAGGCUUUUCACAAUGGCUCGAGAAUGUCUUCCAAGUCCCUAUCAUGUCAGGCCCCACACAGAUGCUGACAGUGGUCGUGGUGGCCUUGUGGCGCCCCCGCGCGAUCGCAGCUCCCGUGCAGGCGUGGGCGAGGCGCGCAGUAGACGAUAUGCAAAAUCAGCCUGCCAUCUUGCAUGCACGUGAGGUAAUGCGGGAUAGCCCUGUCAGGGUGCGAAGGCUGCUCGGCCGGGACGCCGACACAGGCAGCACUGUGCGGAGGCGUCUUGUCUUCGAAGGGGAGUCCUGGGAGAGGUAA